AUUUGGCACACACGACCACAACCAGAUUUAAGCAAAUAUCGUUAUCUCACUUGGCGUCAGUCAGACCAUAUCAGUAUUCAAACUACUGUAGAUAGAUUGUCCUACAAGGGAAAUAAUGAAAGAAAUAUGGUUCGUAUUUUCUUUGGUUGUAUCGUGCUCCAGUGAGCGAAUACUGGCAGUGACACCGUCCCAUGAAAACCAAGCUGCAUUCCAACCGUUAUGGAAGGAGCUGGUAUCGAAAGGACACCACAUUACACUCCUAACAACCGAUAGUCAAGCCAAUUGGUCAUUGAAAAAAGUAAAUGAGAUCAAUCUUGGGUCAGCGCUUUCGACAACUUUUGAAAAACUGGACCACCCCAAAGUGCGCGCCUUAAUUGCCGACCAAACGGAACGCUUUGAUCUACUGAUGGUCGACUACACCAUGCCCGAACUGCUCCUCUUUUCGCAAAGAUUUAAUUGCCCGAGCAUCGGGUUAUUGGCGAAGGAAGUGCCGAUUCCGGCACUCUAUGACAUAGGAAAUCCGACGUAUCCCUAUCCUCGUCGGUUCCGUGACCGAAUCGCGAACGUGGUAAAUAAUUACUUAAGUGAAUGGCUGGUGGCCUUUCGCCAUCGAGAAUUGCAGAAGUUAUUUGGCUCUAAUCAUCCGCCGUCACGCGACCCCAGUGCACUACUGGUCUUCUCCAAUCAGAUGCUGUUGCAAAACCGGCCCCUAGUCCCCAACGUAAUCCAAGUAGGGCAACUUACCAAUGACAAUGCAAUUCCGAAGGAUGUCCUGCCUUUCCUAGACGAGGCAACUGAGGGGUUUAUUUACAUCAACUUAGCCGUACCUCCACACGGCCUCCUGGAGGCGCUCGCCGAUAUCCCUUACAAACUUGUUUGGGACUCUAUCUUGGACAACCAGCAGAAGAAACCACCCAACAUGCUUACACGGAAGCAUCUGCCUAGGCGCGCCAUACUUGAGCAUCCGAAGAUUAAACUGUUGGUCACCUCGGGAGACUUGCAAACGCUAGACGAUGCUGUAAGUGGGCAUGUCCCAGUCAUUUGCAUGCCCUUAGAUUCCAGUGAUGAAGAGAGUUGUCGUACGGUUGUGGUCGAUAAGGGCUUCGGAAUAUCUAUUGAUCCGGAAACCUUGCAUGGCGAAGAUCUGAAGCGAAGAAUAGACGAGGUCGUUCUCAACCCGCUGUAUCGUGAUAAUUUGCAACGCUUCGCCAAGCUACUUAGGAAUAGCCCAUUGGGAGGCUUGGAUCUCGCCGUGUGGUGGACGGAGUACGUGUUACGACAUAACGGCGCCCCACACCUGAGGAGCCCCUUGUGCGAUCUUCCUUGGUGGCAAUAUUUAUUUAUAGACGUCUUACUUGCUUACUUGUUAAUCACGCUCUGUUUAUUGGUAAUAAUUGGAAAAGUUAUCGGACACUUCGUAAAAUUGAACUAGUGCGAUAGUGCAUAUGAUUCCUUAAUUUUAUAGGGUAAUUCAAAAUGAUACAAUUUCAGUUGGCUGUAUUUCCUAAACUAUAUGUUAUAUUUUUAAAUACUACCACUAGAGGGCUCCAGCACUGCAGUAUUGCCGUCAGCUGAGCCGAACAUGUACAGAAUUAGUUGUAAGCAAGAUGGCUUACUUUCCUUGUAUGUGUGAGUACAGUAGAAACUAGUCUGCAACUUCUGCGCAGUUAAUCAAAUCUCCAACGAGAAACCGCAUCAUUGGAAUAAACAAUUUGGCGAAACUAGUUCUCUACGUGAUGCCAAAGUUUGACCCAGCUGACCGGUACAGUGUAUCCAUCAUUUUGAAUCACUCUGUACUUUACUUUAUAAUAAACUGCUGCAAUUUGCAAUUAUCGCUUUUCAAUAAAAUUGUAAAGGUGAAAAACUAGUGAGGUGUUACUAACAGAAUACGGAGUACCAUGUACAUUUAUAGACAAACAUUUUAUUUCUGAGAAGGUGCUCAAGAAUUAUCUGGGUGUAGGGUAACGGAUAGGCGUCUUUUUUCAGACAUUGGGCCGUAUGAAUAAAAAGAAGCAAAUGCUU
Molecule: messenger RNA, 2022 nt
Organism: Photinus pyralis (common eastern firefly)
Lineage: Eukaryota; Metazoa; Arthropoda; Insecta; Coleoptera; Lampyridae
Product: UDP-glucuronosyltransferase 1-6-like
Exons: 5
Coding region: 116-1432 (438 amino acids)
Molecular function (GO): UDP-glycosyltransferase activity
Source: RefSeq, a predicted model, not a curated record